Molecule: messenger RNA, 1910 nt
Organism: Centruroides sculpturatus (bark scorpion)
Lineage: Eukaryota; Metazoa; Arthropoda; Arachnida; Scorpiones; Buthidae
Product: serine/threonine-protein phosphatase 4 regulatory subunit 1-like
Exons: 6
Coding region: 266-685 (139 amino acids)
Biological process (GO): protein dephosphorylation
Molecular function (GO): protein phosphatase regulator activity; protein binding
Source: RefSeq, a predicted model, not a curated record
GCCAAUAAUAAAUGUGAUAUUUCAAUAAUUUUAGUGGAUUCAACCGUUAAAAAGAAGAGAUUUCCUUCCACAAUUAAAUGAAUUGUUAAAAUUAGAUAAUGAUAAAAAUUGGAGGUUUAGAUUAACUUUAGCUGAGCAAUUAAUAUCCCUUACAAAUUUGUACAGUCCCAUUGAUGUCAAAGAAUAUCUAAUUCCUAUUACCUUAAUUCUAGUCAGAGAUAAAGUGUGUGCAGUUCGAAGAGUUGCAAUAAGAGCAAUAGCUGUAAUGCUAAAGCGAUUACAGCAGAGCUCUAAUGCAGAACUACAGCGAAAUUUAUUAAUAGAACUUGAAAAGAAAUUCAAGUGUGGAUCAAAAUGGGUAUUGAGACAGACAUAUGCUUUACUCUGUCAGCAUAUUGCUCAGGAAAAUUCCCUUCCCAAAGACCAGUACAUUCAAGAAAUUGUGCCUCACUUAUUUACACUCAGUUGGGAUAGCGUUCCCAAUGUUAGAUUAGCAAUUGCCAGAUGUUUAACCGAAACUUUACUUCCAUUAGAUUAUUUUCCCGAGAUUCAGGUAGCACAUUAUGAACUAUUAAGUCAAGUCAUGUAUUCUCUUCAAAAGGACAGAGAUAGAGAUGUUAGAUACUUUGCCUGCCAGUCUUCUGAAUUAUUUAAUGCAACAUUGGAAGAGCUCUCUUCAGUUUGAUAGAUCCUCCGGGAAACCAACAACAAUUUCGUAUCAAUUCGACUGCCAUUGCAGAGUUUGGAGACAGACUAUACUCACUAUUUAUCACACAAGAAUAUAAUUCUGCAGUUUUUUUUAUUAUUAUAAUUUGCCAUCCAAUGGGUAUAUUUGCACAUCGAACUUAAGAUGUGGUUAUUGCUCAUAAAGGAGCUGUGAUAUGUUUUCAACAGAAAAAACUUUUGAUUAUUGUCAAUAUACGUUGUAUAAAUAUUAGAAUAUUAAUAGUUAAUUACCAUUUAAAAGUGGUAUUGUUAUCGAAAAUAUUUAGUAUUUUGUUUUAGUUAUUAAGCUAAGAAUUUUGCUCCAUAAUAAUGGAAUCUUCUUUAUCAUACAAAGUUUAUUCUGUAUAUAAUUUGUAUUACCAGUCAGGUGCCAUUUUACAAAUUGGAUACAUAAUUUUAUGCCAAUUUUUUUUAAUUAAUUUGGUUUGACCAAAAUUAUUAUAUAUUAUAUACACACACACGAAAAAAAAUGCCAUUUACAAAAUGGCACUCUAAUUAUUCAAUGGCAUUUUAAAUUGUUUGGUAUUUUAGUAAGUAGGUAAUUUUGUUGAAUGGUUCUGAUGAACUUUAAAAGUAGGGUUUAGUGUUUUUGUUAUUAAUGUGCAAUAUGAGAAUUAUAAAUGAGACAUUUAUUAAAAUGCAAAGAAAGGAAAAUGUGAUUUAGUUGUAAAAGAAGGAAAUGUUUAUAAGAACAGAGCUUCUUUAGUUGUUAUAAGUAUUGUUGUUCCAUCAGAUUAUUAUUCUUCCUAAAUUGGAAAUAAAUUUUGUUGUUGUUCUCAAAGAAUUUAGUUAAGUAAUAGGAUACUAUUUGCGGCUUAUUUGUAAGGAUAAUAAGAUGUGUGUUAGCACAUUAAAAAUUAGUCAAUUUGGAAUUUCAUAAAUUCCAAAAGUGAUAUUUAAAAAACCAAAAUAUUUUUAGUGUGAUUUAGCAUUUUAAAAUUACUAAUUUUGUUUCUAAAGUAAGUUCCGUUCUGUUUGUAUUGCACCUACUUUAAAGUCAUUGUUACGUUGAUUGCUUAAAGAGUAUUGUACGUUGUGUUUAAGAGAUGGAAUAUAUCGAACGUCGAUCAAAAUGGAAUUGAAUAGUUAUAGUGAAUGUUAUCAAAUUUUAUACAGAGUUAUAGAAGAAAUUGUAUAGUCAGAAUUUGACACUCAGUAAAUAAAUUUGAUUUUUGCAAAAAUGA